AUGGAAUAUUUUGCGAAUUCUUCUAACGUGAGAUCAUUUGCUACACCUACACCUACUGUACGAUUUACGUACACUUUAGUAACGGGCGGGCAAACCCAAUCAGAGCCAGUACUAGAGCUUGAUGGCCAUCAUUCAGACGAGACUGGCUCCGGAGAGGGUGAGAAUUCUAAUGGAGGCAUAUCAAAUAUAGCCGCUAAUGAUGACGAUCAAGCUCGCUUAAUACUUAAACGUAAACUGCAAAGGAAUCGGACUUCCUUCACGAAUGAGCAAAUCGACAGCUUAGAGAAAGAAUUUGAACGCACUCAUUAUCCGGAUGUUUUUGCACGUGAGCGAUUAGCUGGUAAAAUAGGCUUGCCAGAAGCAAGGAUACAGGUUUGGUUUUCUAAUCGGCGAGCCAAAUGGCGACGCGAGGAGAAAUUGCGCAAUCAACGCAGAACACCCAACUCAGCUGGCGGCGGGUCAACCGUUUCAGCUACAUCCGUUACUGAUAGCCCAAACAGCGGUAGUAUGGGCGGCGGUGGCGCCACCGUUGUACACAGUGGAACACGAAUGUUUUUUGAUUAUUUUGGCUAUGCCACGCCAUCGACAGACGCAGCGAUUCCCGAUGCCAUAAUGUCACCGUCUUCUUUAGCUAACAACUCAACGGCCUCAGCGGCUGCAGCAGUCAUAUCGUCAAUUUCGGUGCAAGCAGUUGGGGGGUCUGACAGCGGUGCUGGCACUCCUGAUAUCCUUGGUGGACAACAAUCUUUAUCGAGUAGUAGCUGUGCCAGCGUUACAAGCGCAACAAAUUUGGGCCAUGGUAACGGAGGCGGACACGCUGCUGAUCGCCAUAGUGCGGGAAUAAUGGGACUAAAUGUGGGCGGCAGUAAUACGUGUUCUCCGAUCGGUGCAGUACAUACAUAUCAUCCAUCGGCACAUCACACCCAUGCCACACACCCUCACUUGGGCAAUUCCAUAGUGCCAUCUAUUUCCCCCCGACUUAAUCUGAACAGCGGCUUCAGUGGCUCCAUGGGGUCUAUGUAUCCAACGAUACAUCACCACUCCACGAUGUCCAUGAGUGAAACAUAUAGUUCGAUGGCGUCCAUGUCACCUUUCACUCAUCCAUCCAUUACAUCGUCUCAGCCCCGAGAUCUGAGUCCACCUUCUCUGUACCAGUGCCACAUGUCAUUGCGCACCCCUCUAGCACCGCCUCCACAUCAUCACGCAGUAGUUGGCGGUUAUGGUAUACCGGCGUCAGGUGCAGCGCAUGGGAGUUCAAUGGGUGCUGGCUCUAGCACACCAGGAAGUGGUCUUGCAAAUCUUCAACCAACAUGUAGCGGCUACGAUACAACUUUGAGUAGUUAUAGUCAAGCAGUGGGAUUGCAGCCACCACCGCCACUACCGUUACACUCCACAGCUAAUGUUUCUUCACUGUCUCAGGUUGCCAGUGAGAGUUCAGUAUCUACUUUAAGCUGCGGUAGUCGACUAACGACGAUGAUCACUGGCAACACUACAACAUUAACGACGCGCAACUCUCCUUGCAGCCCCCCUCAGCAGUUAAGUACCACCAACCAUAGUAGCGGAAGCGGCAGUGUGUCAUCAAGUAUCCCUGACAGUUACUCUCAAUUAGGUUAUGGAUAUGCGACAGCGGCUGCCGUUGCUACCUCGGCAUGCAGCAAUAAUGACAGUGUUGCGGCAUUGUCAGCUGAGCCGACUGCUAACAACGUGAUUUCUUCAAGCUCACAAAACCAGGCAGGUAAGCAACAGCAGUUUUUCGCCUCAUGCUUUUACUCGCCCUGGGUUUAAAUCGUCUGCGUCGCAAAUUAAGUCAAAUAUUUAAACAGUCUGACAUUGACGAAGCUGGCCCAUGUAGCCCUACAAUGGAUUCAAAUAAGUAUAUCAUAAGAGAAUGCAAAAAAUCAGUGUUUUCUAAAUGCAUACCCUUACAUUACUAAUAAAUUCUUACAUCUACCUGUUAAGAUCUCACCUGAAUCAAAAGCUAAAAUAAAAACUAAAGAUUAUGUGACAUAUCCGAGAUCUUAAUAUAGUUAUUAUUAGUGAAAACUAUUACUGUUUAGUUUAAGCUUCCCAGGACUUGCCAUUCGUAAAAAUUAAAUUAAAUCUAACUGACACAAUAACAUACUAUACAUAUGUACUUUUCGAAAUAAAAUUUUUAGUCCUCAGGCUA
Messenger RNA from Anastrepha obliqua, 2167 nucleotides. RefSeq names its product paired box protein Pax-6-like. Bases 1 to 1785 code for a protein of 594 amino acids. Gene Ontology annotation, biological process: anatomical structure development; regulation of transcription by RNA polymerase II. Gene Ontology annotation, molecular function: DNA-binding transcription factor activity, RNA polymerase II-specific; RNA polymerase II cis-regulatory region sequence-specific DNA binding. The transcript is spliced from 5 exons. The record is from RefSeq and is a predicted model, not a curated record. Lineage: Eukaryota; Metazoa; Arthropoda; Insecta; Diptera; Tephritidae.